This is a messenger RNA of Malania oleifera, 309 nucleotides long. Its product is annotated as auxin-responsive protein IAA13-like. Gene Ontology annotation, biological process: regulation of DNA-templated transcription. The coding region runs from base 1 to 309 and encodes 102 amino acids. Gene Ontology annotation, cellular component: nucleus. Lineage: Eukaryota; Viridiplantae; Streptophyta; Magnoliopsida; Santalales; Ximeniaceae. The record is from RefSeq and is a predicted model, not a curated record. Gene Ontology annotation, molecular function: protein binding. The transcript is spliced from 2 exons.
AUGGAAAAAGGACAUCUUGGGUUUGUUAAGGUUAACAUGGAUGGAUUGCCAAUAGGGAGGAAAGUGCAUCUAAAUGCUCACGCUUGCUAUGAGACUUUAGCCCAAGCAUUGGAGGACAUGUUUGUUAAUCCAAUCACGGGCAUCACUUUCAUUCAUGAGUGUUCGAGUGGAGAGAGUGAGCAAGAAAGAAAGGCCUCCAAGCUUUUAAAUGGAUCAUCCGAAUUUGUGCUCACUUAUGAAGAUAAGGAGGGGGACUGGAUGCGCAUAGGAGAUGUUCCUUUGGAGUAUGCACCUUUUAUUUCAUUCUAA